GGCUUUUCCAUAACUCUGGCAACAAAUAUUAUAGGACCACUACUGAUAGCUAGGUAUUUUGCUUCUUUAUUGAUGAAAGGAACUGAAGAAUCCAGAUUCUAGACUUCUGAUCAGGCCAAACAACUCAAGAUGAAAUUAGUCAACAUCUCCACGGGAGAAAAUGAAAUGAUUGCUGUUCUCUGCUCUCACAAACUGUUCCUCAGAAUGUCAUUAUGGCUUUGGGGAUGCUGAGCUUCUCCUGGGACUCACAUGAAGAUGCAAGUGGAUGGUGUAGGCAGCUACGAGGACUCUAAAGCAGCUUGGAGCAUGUCAACAAGGAAUUUCAGCAGCAAAUUUGGAAAAUCUAAUGUGUUUGUAAGGUGAUAUCAUGGUGCUGGUUUGAUCUGAUGAAACCAAAGCUAAUGCUGGUGCCUGCAUGUGAUGGAAACUGAACGCAAAUCGUGAACUUGGGAACGUUGGCCUCAGAUUAGCAUUCCCAUGGUUUGGAAUGGAUAUCGGAGGAACCUUGGUUAAACUGGUCUACUUUGAACCUAAAGACAUAACUGCAGAAGAGGAGCAGGAGGAGGUGGAAAACCUGAAAAGCAUUAGGAAAUACUUGACCUCCAAUACAGCUUAUGGUAAAACUGGCAUUCGUGAUGUCCAUCUGGAACUGAAAAACUUGACUAUGUGUGGACGCAAAGGCAACCUGCAUUUUAUCCGCUUUCCCAGCUGUGCCAUGCACAGGUUCAUACAGAUGGGCAGUGAAAAGAACUUCUCCAGUUUGCAUACGACACUGUGCGCCACCGGAGGUGGAGCCUACAAAUUUGAGGAGGACUUCAGAACGAUUGCUGAUCUACAACUCCACAAACUGGAUGAAUUGGACUGUUUGAUCCAGGGCCUGCUUUACGUUGAUUCUGUUGGUUUCAAUGGCCAACCAGAGUGCUAUUAUUUUGAAAAUCCCACGGAUCCUGAACAGUGCCAGAAAAAACCUUACUGCCUUGAUAAUCCGUAUCCUAUGUUGCUGGUUAACAUAGGCUCAGGGGUCAGCAUCCUAGCUGUAUAUUCUAAGGAUAACUAUAAAAGAGUCACAGGAUCCAGCCUCGGAGGUGGCACGUUCCUGGGCCUGUGCUGUCUGCUGACUGGCUGUGAGACGUUUGAGGAAGCAUUAGAAAUGGCUGCAAAAGGGGACAGCACCAACGUGGAUAAGCUGGUGAAAGACAUUUAUGGAGGAGAUUAUGAGCGAUUUGGCCUUCAAGGAUCUGCUGUAGCCUCAAGCUUUGGCCAUAUGAUGAGUAAAGAAAAGAGAGAUUCCAUCAGUAAAGAGGACUUGGCCAGAGCUACUUUGGUCACCAUCACCAACAACAUAGGUUCUAUUGCUCGCAUGUGUGCAUUGAAUGAGAACAUCGACAAGGUGGUAUUUGUUGGAAACUUUCUCCGAAUUAAUAUGGUUUCUAUGAAGGUACUAGCAUAUGCUAUGGAUUAUUGGUCCAAGGGUCAGCUGAAAGCUCUGUUUUUGGAACAUGAGGGUUAUUUUGGAGCUGUUGGGGCUCUCCUAGAAUUGCUUAAAAUGACAGAUGAUCAGUGAUAAAGCCGAUCGGAGGUGACUACUGCAGAUGCUGCUGGAUGAGAGUGAAAGCCACUACAAGGAUGGAAAUGAAGCCAUUAUGGUAGUUCUACCUGCUGGAUUUGUAUAUAAUUUAAAAUCCUUUUAGCUGAUCUUUAACUUCUGGGUUUUGAGCUUCUAAGAACUUCAGAAUUCAUACUGGGAAUAACAAGAUUUUUUUCUGUAUGCUAUUUUUUAAGGGGAAAUAUGUGCAACAUGGCCAAACAUACAGAUUUUAUGGUUUUAUUUUAGAAGGUGGAUACUGUUCAAUGUAGAACCUGUACUAUGAGGCAUCUGCUUUUUCUUCUGGGGUUUACUGAUUAGUGUGGUAAUUUUAACUUCAUUUAGUAAUCACUCUAGGAGAUUUUUUAUCUUAUUUUCAUGACGUUUCAUGAUUUGUUCUUGGUUUCAAAUGAAACUACAAAACUGAUGCAUUUUACUGUGAAAACUAAUUAUUGAUUUGUUGUGUUUCCUUCAUUAGAUGAGACACCUCUCUUCUUCCUAUCCCUCUCAUUCCCAGCCCCUCUCUCCCACCCCAACAAAAAAAUAAGAAAUAAAGGAAAGAAAAGAAAAAUAAGAUGGCAAGCUUGCUAUGACUGGGGUUUCUUCUGAGAAGGUGGCAAGAAAAUCUGAGGAAGGGAUCAUUUAAAAUCCUAUUUUUUCAGUAGUCGUUUGACUUGAACAGGAACAGGCGGCUAGCUGCUUUUGUGGAAUUAAUUCUCCUUUACAUUAUUGAAAACUAAAAUUGGAAUCCAAAACAUGAAUUAUUAGAUGAACACUAAAAUAAAAUCCUGUUUCUGUUGAAAAAUCGCUGCUCUAUUUAAAGAGUUGUGUAGUACAGAUGUUGUUUGUGAUACAUGCUUGGUGUUAGAUGACAAAGAGAGAUUGCUUCUUAUUUGAAGAUUUUUCUGUACUCUGCAAUUUUUAACUUCAUCUUAAUCUAAAACAAUUGAAAGCUGCAUUAAUCAAGUCCUGGUUUCUAAAACUGGGGGGGGGAAAAAAACACACAGUAAUGUAUUUUCUGUUAUUAAGCUAGUGUUAAUUGACUUUUCCCUCCAGGGCACUGUGGUUUCAGUAUUUAUUCCAAUAUAAUAUUUUCAUCUCUCUUGGUUUGUGGACCUCUAUUUUUCAAGAUGAUUUUCAAGAUUUUUUUUCCAGAUUUUUCAAGGCUCAUUGGAAAUCUCUAUGCUUAGGUUGCUUCAUUAUAGCAUGUCUGAACUUUCUGUUCUUAGACACCUCAAAGGCUCACAAAUGAGAGGCUGAAAACCAAUCUGUAUGUGAUUCUGUCUUGCAAACCUGUGUGUGAUGUCACAUAAUGUUAAGGGCUCAUCAGACGAACAGUAUAAAAUUCACACUUGUAUUCGAUAUAUUUUUUUGAAGAGUGGUGAUUUCAUUUCUGGAUUAAUCAUUAAUUUCCAUAUCUCCCAAAUGUUGAAGUAAAUUCAUAUUAACUAAAGUGUU
This is a messenger RNA of Nothoprocta perdicaria, 3043 nucleotides long. RefSeq names its product pantothenate kinase 1 (gene PANK1). Gene Ontology annotation, biological process: coenzyme A biosynthetic process. Gene Ontology annotation, cellular component: nucleus; cytosol. The transcript has 10 exons. Lineage: Eukaryota; Metazoa; Chordata; Aves; Tinamiformes; Tinamidae. Gene Ontology annotation, molecular function: ATP binding; pantothenate kinase activity. Bases 488 to 1564 code for a protein of 358 amino acids. The record is from RefSeq and is a predicted model, not a curated record.